UUUCACCCCUGUCUGAUUCUUCCAGCUCUAUGUUUAUAAAUCCACGUUCAGUGACAUCAGCGGGCUGAAGGCUUCCCUCCUCCAGGAUAAAAGCAUGAGGCACAGCCUGCGGAGAAGGAGCGCCGUGCCUCUCAGCCUUCCCGUGUUUACCUCCAGGAUAGCGGAGCCACUAGACUGAGAAACAGCACAGGAUCCGGACUCAGGAAAAGCAAAGAAACGGGGUGAGCCAGAGCGAGAUAAGUCGCAGCUUCCUUGUGUUAUGUUGGGCAACAGAAAGAAAGCCGCGGCGGCGAAGAAUGGAGCCGGGACGUCCGAGUCGAAGGCCAUCGAUCCCCUGAGGAAUCUGGCAGUGCAGGAGGAUGAAGAUGUGAAGCGGAUGUUGCAGGGCUCCAGUAUGGUAAAGGUCCGCUCGCCUCGCUGGCAGAAGCGACGAACUCUGAAGCUGAUGGAAGACGGUGUCACUGUGUGGUGUCAGUCCCACAAAACCUCCAGCUGGGCCAAGGAGCAACAAUCCUUCUCUGUCAUGGAAGUGGAGUGCGUUCGUGAGGGUUGCCAGUCAGAGACAUUGCGGCAGUUGGUCGGCUCAGUACCCGAGCAGCGGUGUUUGACGGUGGUCUUCAAGGGGCCCCGCAAGAGCCUGGAUCUCCUCUGCCAGAGCCAGGAGGAGGCUCAGCAUUGGGCCCGCGGCAUCCGAACCCUGCAGGGACGGGUGGAAAACAUGACCCAGAAGGAGAAACUUGACCACUGGAUUCAUGCUUACCUGAGUCGGGCCGACCAGAACCACGAUGAUAAGAUGAGCUAUGACGAAGUCCAGACACUGCUGCAGAUGAUCAACAUUGACCUGAAUGACCAGUACGCCCGUAGUCUCUUCCAGAAAUGUGACCAGUCAGCCGACGGUCGUCUGGACCACGGAGAGAUCGAAGUGUUCUGCAGGGAGUUGUUACGGAGACCAGAGCUGGAUGCGGUGUUUAUCCGCUACUCUGCAAAUGGCUGUGUACUUUCCACUGUGGACCUGAGGGAUUUCUUGAAGGACCAGGGGGAGGAUGCUUCACUCACCCACGCCCAAAGCCUGAUCCUCACCUAUGAACUUAACGAGUGGGCCCAGAAGAACCAGUUCAUGACCCCCAAUGGUUUCACCAUGUACAUGCUGUCUAAGGAGAACUGUGUGUUGAACCCGGAACAUGCUAGGGUUUACCAAGACAUGAAACACCCACUGGCACACUACUUCAUCUCCUCCUCCCACAACACCUACCUCACUAAGGACCAGCUGACUGGGGCCAGCAGCACAGAACCUUACAUCCGAGCGCUGAAUCAUGGCUGCCGCUGUGUGGAGCUGGACUGUUGGGAUGGAGAUAAAGGAGAGCCAGUCAUCUAUCAUGGUCACACACUCACCUCCAAAGUGCUCUUUGUCGAAGUCAUUGAGACGAUCAAUGAAUAUGCUUUUAAAGCAUCUCCUUUCCCUCUGAUCCUGUCCCUGGAGAACCACUGCUCCGUGGAGCAGCAGGCAGUAAUGGCACGACACCUGCGAUCCAUCCUGGGAGACAAACUCCUCACCAAGCCCCUCAAUGAUCUGGAUCCUCACAGCCUGCCUUCACCAGAGGAUCUUAAGGGUAAAAUCCUGGUGAAGGGGAAGAAGGAGCACAUGGUGGAAGAGCGCUCGUCCAGCUCUUCAGACCUCAGCUCCUCAGACGAGGAGGCCAGCCACGCUGAAGGCAAACCCAGCAGUAAGAAAGAGGACCAGAAGCCAGGUGUGUCUAAGCUGAGUCCAGAGCUGUCGGAGCUGGUCGUGUACACCCGCAGUGUUCCCUUUAAAAGCUUCGAACAAGCAGCCAAAGCCCCCGCAACUUACAUGUCCUCUUUCUCGGAAAGUGAAGCGCUAAGACACGUGAAGGACUCAGGGACGUAUUUUGUUCGUCAUAACAGCCACCAGCUCAGCAGGAUUUACCCCUCAGGCCAGCGCCUCCAGUCCUCCAACUACAACCCUCAGGAUAUGUGGAACGGAGGCUGUCAAAUUGUUGCUUUGAAUUUUCAGACUCCUGGUGAACAGAUGGACCUAAAUCAAGGCAGGUUUCUGCAGAAUGGUCACUGUGGGUACAUGUUGAAGCCUCCCUUCAUGUGCCAGCCUGACACCACCUUCAACCCGGAGAACGUUGGUGGAGGUCCUGGCCACAGGCCUGUCCUGCUCACUGUUCGGGUUAUUUCAGCUCAGCAGCUGCCUAAACCAGAAUGGGACAAACCCAGCUCGAUUGUGGACCCUCAUGUGUGGGUGGAGAUACAUGGUGUUCCCAUAGACAACUACAAGAAGAAAACUCAUCAUGUCGACAACAAUGGCUUUAACCCACGAUGGGACUGUAGCUUUAACUUUACCGUCCAUGUUCCUGACCUGGCUCUGGUUCGCUUCCUGGUAGAGGACCAUGACUACACCUCAAGCAAUGACUUCCUAGGACAAUACACCCUGCCUUUUACGAGUCUCCGCACAGGAUAUCGUCAUGUCCCACUGCUCAAGCUGGAUGGCUCCAGCCUCUCACCCUCCUCCCUCUUCAUCCAUCUUAAGGUCACCCCAUGUCAGGGCAGUCCCUCAAAAUCAUCAGCUAAGUCCCCGGCCAAGUCUUCAGCCAAACAUCCCUAACCCCAUCUCCACCCCAUAGCAACAUAAAGCAUGAAGGCCAGCAUGGGAAGAUGCCCGGACAUACUAUCCGCCUGGAUCCAGGCAAAAAAAGAUCUAGGCCCUAAUUCAUAAAACGUAACAGUUAUAACCUUGUCCAACAAAUGUUGCAGCUAUAUCCUCGACCUGUCUAUGUUUUACGGAGCAAGAGGAUUGUGUUGUUUUUAAUCACCUCAUUUAAUAGAGGUUUGAUUUUUAGAGCAGAGACUUGAGAACUUAAUGAUAACCCAAUGAAACAGUCCACAUGUAUUAUUAUAUACGAGAUCAUGACCAAAGUUUGGAGCUAGAUUUUGUCUCUACAUUUUUAACAUGUAAGACUCCUAGCUAAAGUCUCAGACCUUUUGAAGGAAGGACUUCUUUUUAACCAUAAGUAUUGUAUUUUUAGUGUAUUUCAUCUGAAUAGUCUAGAAAUGCUUGCUGGUAUGUGAUUGAAAACAUUACUUGGGUAGGGUAGAAAGCCUACAUGUAAGUGGAGACUUUAUAAAUGGUAUGUGAGGGAGACAUCAUCUAUAAACAAUCCUCUGAUAUGCGGAUGUACGUUGACAGAACUAUUGGUCACUGUGUCAUUCCUGCCGUCCAAGACGUGAUCCCGUCCUAAUCCGACUCUACUGUAAAACACAAAGGACUGAAUCCACACAAUACAUUCUGUACAAAAAACACAUUCUAAAGUUCAGCUGAAGCUAAAAUGUGGCUUUCGGAGUCUGGAGGCUGGUGUACUUCAAACAACGUGCAUGUUGCAUUGACAGAACAGCAUCUGAAAGCGCCGGCUGCGUCUGAUAAUGUUGACAGCAACUGUGUGGACGUGAUGGCGUCAUCCCCAUUUGUGCCAUUAUUGCAUCUUAAAAAAUACAAAAACCAUAAGGGUCGUUCAUGGGGCGGUUUGCUAGUUGCUGGUAAACAAAAUAAACCGGGUCUGUCCUGGGAAAAAACGCCUACUGGCUAUAAACACGUUUGCCUAAAGUGUGGUCGGAUGACUUUUGAGAUUUUUUUAAUUUGAGAGAAUUGAGAUACCAGGCAUUCAGACUAAAAACAGCACUGCAUUAAAAAAAGGUCAGGGU
Sander lucioperca (pikeperch) is the source of this 3723-nucleotide messenger RNA. RefSeq names its product 1-phosphatidylinositol 4,5-bisphosphate phosphodiesterase delta-3-A-like. The coding region runs from base 260 to 2629 and encodes 789 amino acids. The record is from RefSeq and is a predicted model, not a curated record. NCBI's taxonomy places the organism in Eukaryota, Metazoa, Chordata, Actinopteri, Perciformes, Percidae. Gene Ontology annotation, molecular function: phosphatidylinositol-4,5-bisphosphate phospholipase C activity; calcium ion binding. The transcript is spliced from 16 exons. Gene Ontology annotation, biological process: lipid metabolic process; intracellular signal transduction.